UGGAAAGAGUCAGAAGAAGAAGGCAAAUUAUAAAAAAAUAGAAAAUUUAAAAAUGAAGACCAAUGAGAAGUUGCUCAGCAUUAGUCAUUGUAGAACAAACGAAAAGUGGGGAAAGCAGCCCUUUAAGGUCACGUGGGCAGAGUGUACCUGUGAGGUCACGUGACAAGAAUUGACCAGAUAUCAGUCAGACAGUUGAGAUAUUCAGCACAAUAAAGAGAAACUACAAGACUGACCGCCCAUUAAAUCUCGGGGCAGAACCAUGAAAUAAGACGGUUGAUUCCGGUGGGAUCCUGGGAGUUGUAGUUUUCAGCUGUGACUCGUAUAAAUGCCCCAAGCUUGGCAGUUACACGUCCCUGAGUCUGUGACGUGUCAGCUGCUCGUACCUGAGACCCCACGGAUCCCUCCCACUCCCGACCUGCCUGGCACAUACACGUUACUCUCAUCCUCCUCAAGCGCCGGACUAAGAUGCUGCCGCGCUGAAUUGUGGGAAAUAGAGUUCCAGGACGUCUCCAAGCAACGCCGAGCGCCACUACCGGAACUACAUUUCCCGGGAACGCGCGUUUCCCUGGCAGCGGCAGAAUAACGAGUGAGAUGGUGCCGACGUUCGACGAUGUGGCGGUGUAUUUCUCCCGGAGCGAAUGGAAGAGCCUAAGUGCCUCCCAGAGGGAGAUGUACAAGAGCGUCAUGACUGAGAACUACCAGUGUGUGCUUUCCCUGGGUUAUCCAAUCAGAAAGCCGGAAAUUGUAUCUAUGAUGGAGGUGGGAGAAGAGCUGUGGUCCAAGAAUGAUUCUGCUCGUCCUGGACAGAAGGAGGUGGAGGGUGAAACACCCAAGGAGUCUGAUUGGGCAGCAGAGAAUUGCAAGCGAGCACAAAUGCAUAAAGAGGUGCUGGAUCUUGAUACUUUGGCUGCAGUAAAGUCGGAGCCAGUGGAGGAGGGAAGUAACUCGGCAAAGAAGAGCCAUAUCUGUAGUCACUGUGGCAAGCUCUUUAGCUGUUAUGCAGCUGUGGUCAGACACCAAAGGAUGCACCAACUGCAGAAGUCGCAUCACUGUCCCCACUGCAAGAAAAGCUUCGUACAGAGGUCUGACUUCAUUAAGCACCAAAGGACCCACACUGGAGAGAGGCCGUAUCAGUGCGUGGAGUGCCAGAAGAAAUUCACAGAGCGAUCGGCCCUCGUCAACCACCAGAGGACGCACACGGGUGAGAGACCUUACACCUGCCUGGAUUGCCAAAAAACCUUUAAUCAGAGAUCAGCCCUAACCAAGCACCGCAGGACGCACACUGGGGAGAGACCUUACCGCUGCUCAGUGUGUAGCAAGAGCUUCAUCCAGAACUCCGACCUGGUGAAACACCUGAGGACGCACACCGGGGAGAAACCAUACGAAUGUCCUUUGUGCGUUAAAAGGUUUGCCGAAAGCUCGGCACUGAUGAAGCACAAGAGGACGCACAGCACACAUCGGCCCUUUAGGUGCUCAGAGUGCAGCAGAAGUUUCACACACAAUUCUGAUCUCACCGCACACAUGAGGAAACAUACAGAGUUUAGAAACGUUCUCAAUCUAGACUCUGUAGUCGGUACCGACCCAUUAAGCUCACAGAAUGUUGCCUCCAGUCCGUAUUCCUGUUCCAAAUGCAGGAAGACAUUCAAACGGUGGAAGUCUUUCCUGAACCACCAGCAGACACAUUCCAGAGAGAAACCCUAUCUGUGCUCCCAUUGCAACAAAGGCUUCAUUCAGAACUCUGACCUGGUGAAGCACUUUCGCACCCACACCGGGGAGAGGCCGUAUCAGUGCGCUGAGUGUCACAAAGGCUUUAUCCAGAAAUCUGACCUUGUGAAACACUUAAGAACCCACACAGGGGAAAAACCCUUCAAGUGCUCCCACUGCGACAAAAAGUUCACAGAGAGAUCGGCACUGGCAAAGCAUCAAAGGACUCACACUGGGGAGAAACCAUACAAGUGCAGCGACUGUGGCAAAGAGUUCACUCAACGCUCCAAUCUAAUUUUGCACCAGAGGAUCCACACUGGUGAGCGGCCAUAUAAAUGCACCCUCUGUGACAGAACUUUCAUCCAGAACUCAGACUUGGUGAAACAUCAGAAGGUGCACGCAAAUUUGCCGCUCUCCGACCCUCAUACCGCAAAUUCUCCACACAAAUGUUCCAAAUGUGACCUGACUUUUAGCCACUGGUCGACCUUUAUGAAGCAUUCAAAGUUGCACAGUGGGGAGAAGAAGUUUCAGUGUGCAGAGUGCAAAAAAGGCUUCACCCAGAAGUCUGAUCUGGUGAAACACAUCCGUGUUCACACCGGGGAGAAACCCUUCAAAUGCCUUCUGUGUAAGAAAAGCUUCUCCCAGAAUUCUGACCUGCACAAACACUGGAGAAUUCACACUGGAGAGAAGCCCUUCCCGUGUUACACAUGUGAUAAAAGCUUCACAGAGAGAUCAGCUCUUAUUAAACACCACAGAACUCACACAGGGGAGCGGCCGCACAAGUGCAGCGUGUGCCAGAAAGGCUUCAUCCAGAAAUCUGCACUCACCAAGCACAUGAGGACCCACACAGGAGAGAAACCCUACCCCUGCACCCAGUGUGGCAAGAGUUUCAUUCAGAACUCCGACUUGGUGAAACACCAGAGGAUCCACACAGGAGAGAAACCAUAUCACUGUACCGAAUGUAAUAAGCGAUUUACCGAAGGCUCGUCACUGGUGAAGCACCGGCGAACCCACUCGGGGGAGAAACCAUAUCGGUGCCCACAAUGUGAGAAAACCUUCAUCCAAAGCUCAGACCUUGUUAAACACCUUGUGGUUCACAAUGGAGAAAACCCACCUGCUGCCACGGCGUUCCAUGAAAUCCUCAUAAGACGGGAGAAUCUGACAAGGAGCGAGCCUGAUCCCUAUCCGUGCACAGAGUGCGGCAAGGUCUUCCACCAGAGACCCGCCCUCCUCAAACACCUGAGAACUCACAAGACCGAAAAACGGUAUCCAUGCAACGAGUGUGACAAGAGUUUCUUCCAGACCUCUGACUUGGUUAAACACCUGCGAACGCACACAGGGGAGCGGCCGUACCAUUGUCCUGAGUGCAACAAAGGUUUCAUCCAGAACUCGGACCUGGUGAAGCACCAGAGGACACACACUGGGGAGAGACCCUACACCUGCAGCCAAUGCGACAAAGGCUUCAUACAGAGAUCUGCCCUGACAAAGCACAUGCGAACUCACACCGGGGAGAAACCAUAUAAGUGUGAGCAGUGCCAGAAGUGCUUCAUUCAGAACUCUGAUCUGGUCAAGCACCAAAGGAUCCACACUGGGGAGAAACCCUAUCACUGUCCGGACUGUGACAAGCGCUUCACUGAAGGCUCUUCACUCAUUAAGCACCAAAGGAUUCACAGCAGGAUCAAACCCUACCCAUGCGGCGUGUGCGGCAAAAGCUUCAGCCAAAGCUCCAACCUCCUCAAACACCUGAAAUGCCACAGUGAACAGAACCCUCCUGUUGCUCUUAGCUCAGAACUGGGAUUUGUAGCGGAGACACAGACACAUCCUGAUCCGGUGGAUCAUAUUGUUUAUGGUGAUACCGCUAGUUACAUUUCACCUGAGGCCGCGGGGGAGAGGUCGUUUAAAUGUAACGACUGUGGGAAAUGUUUCGCUCACAGAUCGGUACUUAUCAAGCACGUGCGAAUCCACACGGGGGAACGGCCAUACAAGUGCUCCCAGUGCACCAGAAGCUUCAUCCAGAAGUCGGACCUUGUCAAGCAUUAUCGAACCCACACCGGGGAGAGGCCGUACAAAUGCGGGUUGUGCGAGAGGAGCUUUGUGGAAAAGUCUGCCCUUUCCAGACACCAGAGGGUUCACAAAAAUGAGAGCCCGGUUCUGAAUUCUGCCAUGGAACAGCAACAGGUUACUUACUGGGGCGAGUCUAAAGAUGAUCCAAACAGUCUGGUUCCACAGCUCCAUGUCAUUAAAGAAGAAGAGAGUCCACAUAUAGUAAACGCAUACAGCCCACUUAGUAUUCUGCAGAGCUAUUUCCCCCCUAUACUAGAACCCAAGGGAACCCCACGAUAUUCCUGCUCAGAGUGCGGCAAAUGCUUCACACACAGGUCCGUGUUUCUCAAGCACUGGCGCAUGCACACGGGGGAACAGCCGUACACUUGCAAGGAGUGUGGGAAGAGCUUCAGUCAGAGUUCUGCCCUAGUGAAACAUGUGCGCAUACACACUGGGGAGAAACCCUAUGCCUGUUCCACCUGUGGGAAGAGCUUCAUUCAGAAAUCGGACCUGGCCAAACACCAGCGGAUUCACACGGGGGAGAAGCCUUACACAUGUACUGUGUGCGGGAAGAAAUUCAUUGACCGCUCAUCAGUGGUCAAACACUCCAGAACCCACACGGGAGAGAGGCCAUAUAAGUGCAACGAGUGCACCAAAGGCUUUGUCCAGAAGUCCGAUCUGGUGAAACACAUGAGAACUCACACGGGGGAGAAACCCUAUGGGUGCAACUGCUGUGACCGCAGCUUUAGCACCCACUCUGCCUCAGUCCGGCACCAGCGCAUGUGCAACACCGGGAGACCCUAUCAGGAUGAGGAGUAUGAGAACAGCUUGUUUUAUAGCGCUGAUAUCACUUGGAAGGGAGAUUAUGCACAGUUGCUCCAAAUACCAUGUGGCUUAGAAGAACCAAUGAAGGCAAUUGGUUGGAUUUCUGAAGUCGCUCUGUAAAUAAAUUUGUUUCAUUUCA
Molecule: messenger RNA, 4711 nt
Organism: Xenopus laevis (African clawed frog)
Lineage: Eukaryota; Metazoa; Chordata; Amphibia; Anura; Pipidae
Gene: znf208.L
Product: zinc finger protein 208 L homeolog
Exons: 4
Coding region: 592-4692 (1366 amino acids)
Biological process (GO): regulation of transcription by RNA polymerase II; positive regulation of DNA-templated transcription; negative regulation of transcription by RNA polymerase II
Cellular component (GO): cytoplasm; chromosome; nucleus
Molecular function (GO): RNA polymerase II cis-regulatory region sequence-specific DNA binding; DNA-binding transcription factor activity, RNA polymerase II-specific; sequence-specific DNA binding
Source: RefSeq, a predicted model, not a curated record